Laccaria bicolor S238N-H82 is the source of this 525-nucleotide messenger RNA. RefSeq lists its product as uncharacterized. The coding region runs from base 1 to 525 and encodes 174 amino acids. The transcript has a single exon. The record is from RefSeq and is a predicted model, not a curated record. Lineage: Eukaryota; Fungi; Basidiomycota; Agaricomycetes; Agaricales; Hydnangiaceae.
AUGACUUCAGCCUAUCAAGAUCCUCUUCAAUUUGUUUCAGCCUCCCAAUCAUCUUCUCCAUCUGAUCCUUCUGGAUACCUUACGUCUUCUUCUUCUUAUACUACCCCUACAUAUUUUCCUCUCCCGACCUUGAAACCACUAAAAUUAGCUACAGCCAGCAAGGUCCUUGACCCGACCAAGCAAGUCUGUCAAUACGAAGUUCCUGGAGGUGGGACUUGUCGGGACGAGGAAUGCGAAGAUUUACAUUUGAGCAGGUUAAUCUCGAUGGGUGGCGUCGAGCCGAGCGGUACGUCGUGUGGGUUGGCUCCUGUUGCUGGGGUUCGCUCAUGCGGUCGCGUUGCGUUUCUUUUUUUCCUUCUUUCUUUCCCGCCCCACUCUUCCCAACCUUUCCUCCCUUUCUUUUCUCCUCUUUCUUCCAAUCUUCUCGUUUUUUUCCAGAUCAAGACACAGCUGAGUUUCUGUGCAGCGUUUUGCCAGACUUUUGGCUCGCCAAGUACAAUGUUUCUGUUGCCAAGGUCACUGUAG